AUGGACAAUGGUUUAGAGCCACGGAGUACAAGGGCGGUUUGUGGAGUACAGCCCCCCACGAGGCAGUACUACCACCACCACAUCCGGUUACUGUACUGGGCGGGGAAGCUCAUCCUGCCCUUCAGCGACCAGUUCUGGUUCAGGUACCUCUUCAGCUGGCUGAUGCCGACCAAGAUGUCCCUGCUCAAGUCCACCCAAGGCGAGGCCAUCAGGAAUUACUACCAUGAAAACCAUCUCAGCCAGGACAUGCUGGUGCCCCUGUACAUGGUUGGAGAGGCUCUCGAGUUUGUUCACCGGGAAAUGGAGGAGCUGUGCAAUGCUUUCACCUCGGAAUUAUUUGCUAUGAAAUCAUCGUUAAAACUAAUAUUAGCAACUAUGAGAUAUUGAGAUGACAGACUGUAGAUUUGAGUUUCUGCUGAAGUUGUUAUUGCGCACUGCAACCUGUUGCUGCUUUGUCUGAAAGAAUGUUCACUCAGGA
This is a messenger RNA of Lolium perenne, 478 nucleotides long. The record is from RefSeq and is a predicted model, not a curated record. NCBI's taxonomy places the organism in Eukaryota, Viridiplantae, Streptophyta, Magnoliopsida, Poales, Poaceae.